AUGGGUAAGGGACAGCCUCGUGGUCUUAACGCCGCGCGCAAGCUCGCGAACACCCGCCGUGAGAACCGUUGGGCCGAUCUUCACUACAAGAAGCGCCUGCUCGGUACCGCCUACAAGUCCUCUCCCUUCGGUGGUGCUUCUCACGCCAAGGGUAUCGUCCUCGAAAAGGUCGGUGUUGAGGCCAAGCAGCCCAACUCCGCUAUUCGCAAGUGUGUCAAGGUCCAGUUGAUCAAGAACGGCAAGAAGGUCGCUGCUUUCGUCCCCAACGACGGUUGUCUUAACUUCAUCGACGAGAACGACGAGGUUCUCCUUGCCGGUUUCGGUCGUAAGGGUAAGGCCAAGGGUGAUAUUCCCGGUGUCCGUUUCAAGGUCGUCAAGGUCUCCGGUGUCUCCCUGCUCGCCCUCUGGAAGGAGAAGAAGGAGAAGCCCCGUUCUUAG
Aspergillus bombycis is the source of this 438-nucleotide messenger RNA. RefSeq names its product 40S ribosomal protein uS12 (gene rps23). The coding region runs from base 1 to 438 and encodes 145 amino acids. The transcript has 2 exons. Gene Ontology annotation, biological process: translation. Gene Ontology annotation, cellular component: cytosolic small ribosomal subunit; ribosome. Lineage: Eukaryota; Fungi; Ascomycota; Eurotiomycetes; Eurotiales; Aspergillaceae. The record is from RefSeq and is a predicted model, not a curated record. Gene Ontology annotation, molecular function: structural constituent of ribosome.